UCCUGUUGGUUGUAAAAAAUUCUUUACAUUGUUCUGUCAUAUCAUAUUCAACAGAAUUCAACAGAAUCUGCCCAUCUAUUGUAAUUUGUCCUUAUUCCUGCCCAAGCUACUGGCUUGCAGGUUCUCAUCUCGGCUUUGUCUGAUGAAGCAUUCCUUCUGCCUCCUGAACACAACAGAUUAAUCAGAUUUCAAAUCACUGUCUACAAAAUGUCAGAAGACAAAACUGAGGAUGUUAUUCAGUUUCUGCGUGAUCGGGGACUGCAAGAAGAAUUCUUAUCACUUAUUAAGAACGACAAGAUUGACAGAGAUGUUGUCUUGGUGUUGGACGAUGCUUCGCUGGCAAAAUACAUUCCCUCUUAUGGAGACCGUAUUGCUUUGUUCAGUUACUGUAAACGCUCAGAGGCACCCUUAAAGCGCAAAAUGGGACUCUUUGAUAAGCUGAGAAAGCAGCUUAAACUAAAAAAAGGUCAAGCAGAAGGUCAAAGUCAUCAGAGUAGCUCUAGUGACAAUGAGCGUGAAAAAUUUAGUAUAGGCAAGAAUAAAAGAAAACAUACACGCAGUAUUGAAAUUGGGUGGAUUCACAUUGAAGAAAGCAUUAUUAAACAAGUUAGGGCAAAACAAGGUGGAGGAACCAGAAAAGUAGUUAUGGGUAAAGAUGCAAGAAAACUAGAGAUCAUGGAAGAAGGAAAGCGCCUUUUUUUCCCUAAUGGAAAAUCCAGUAAGGGUCAGGAAUCUUUAUUUAAAUUUGAUGUAUGCGACUUCCAACAGAAUUCACUCAGCACAGAUGUAACCAUUGGGUGCAUGUACGACACUAUUAAGCUUCCUGUGCUUCGAUUUUACCUUACUACAGAAAAAAUAAAACAGGCUCAGUGUAACACAAAUGCAACCACCAGUGAAUUAAUAAAUCAGCCAGAUCUUUUGGUAACAGAAUCUGAAACAUAUGCGGAAGGUUCUUUUGCCCAAAAGACUUUGGAAGAGGUGCAAGAACAGCAGAGUUAUAACUCAGAUAUCAUAUUUCAAGCCUCAUUUGCAUCAGAUAUCAUUAUAAAUAGUGAUGAAGAGAUUACGUUUGCCCCAAUAACAGGGGAUGUAGAUUUGAAUGAUACCAUUUUGUGGCUAGAACCUAGCCCCAUUAAUUCCCCUGGUGAAGAGAGCCUUUAUGUCUUAAAAAUACACCAUGCUAAUUGUAUGAAUGAUAUGAUCGAUGCAUUUUGUGACCCUGAUAUUUUGUCUAAAAAUUUAGAUGUAAGGCGAAUACUAAAUGAUAACACAGAGGAAGCGGGUUCUGGAUCAGGCGUAUUAAGAGAUACAAUCUGCCAUUUUUGGCAAGAAUUUUAUGAACGUUGCACUCUAGGCACUCAGUUGAAAGUACCCUUUAUUAGACACGACUUCACAGCUGAAACAUGGAAGGCCAUUGGUAGAAUAUAUGUGAAAGGUUACCAAGACUGUGGUUAUUUGCCUUGUAAACUUGCUCUUUCAUUCACUGAGGAGGUUUUAUUUAAUUAUGUAUAUAGUGAUGUAAUAGAAGAUUUUUUUCACUAUGUAAGCGCUUCAGAGAAAGAAAUUCUAAGUGCAGCUUUGAGCAAUUUCUCAUCAGUUGAAAUCGAGGACCUCCUUGAAGUUUUAGAUAACUACAAGUGUCGUAGAAAAAUCUCUGCCGAGUCUUUUAAACAGACUCUCCUAGAGAUAGCACACAAGGAGAUUGUGCAAAGACCAAUGUUUGUAAUAGAUUGCUGGAGAGAAAUUGUAAAGCCGUUGAAUCUGAGCCCUGAAAAAUUGGCAAAGCUGUACUUAGAAUUGAAGCCAACUCAACAAAAAGUAUAUAAAUUGUUAGCAUUCCCUGAAGAUAUGACUCCGAAACAAAAGGAAGUUUCAAACUAUCUGAAAAGAUAUGUAAGAGAACUUGACCAGUGCACACUCCCCAAAUUUUUGAGGUAUUGCACAGGCUCCGACUUAAUAAGCAGUAGUAAAAUAAGUAUUCAUUUUGAGACAAUGACACCAUUCACCAGAAGACCAAUAGUUGCUACAUGUGCAAUGAUUCUGCAACUAGCUGAUGAGUACGCAAAUUUUCCUGAUUUCAGAGCUGAGUUUAACGCUGUGCUUGACAGCAACAUAUGGGUAAUGGAAUUUGUUUAAACUUUGUAUUAUAGAAAAAUGCAACCGAAAACUACACUAGUUUGUAAAUCACUAC
Xenopus tropicalis (tropical clawed frog) is the source of this 2191-nucleotide messenger RNA. RefSeq lists its product as uncharacterized. Lineage: Eukaryota; Metazoa; Chordata; Amphibia; Anura; Pipidae. Bases 208 to 2136 code for a protein of 642 amino acids. The record is from RefSeq and is a predicted model, not a curated record. The transcript has 3 exons.